This is a messenger RNA of Fomitopsis serialis, 3363 nucleotides long. RefSeq lists its product as uncharacterized. The transcript is spliced from 7 exons. The record is from RefSeq and is a predicted model, not a curated record. The coding region runs from base 1 to 3363 and encodes 1120 amino acids. Gene Ontology annotation, molecular function: mRNA binding. Lineage: Eukaryota; Fungi; Basidiomycota; Agaricomycetes; Polyporales; Fomitopsidaceae.
AUGUGCACGGUCCACAAUAACGACGAGGUCGUCUACGCGCAUAUAGCCGGGCCUGUGUUUGCCAAACAGGACGUCGUGGAGGGCAGAGGGUACAAAAGCGGACUACGAGGGGAUGCAAACACCGGACAUUGCCUGGCUUCAUCGCAUACCGCCCGCCCGCCGCUCUUCUCCACCGUGGCUUCUCAUCCCUCCGGCGAGGAGUUCAUCAACCGCUCUCUUCUAGACAGCGUCGACGCGCAGGCAGACGCAGAACCCAUCUCGUCGUCCGAUUCGGAAGCUACGGGUACAUCCGGGAACGCGUUCGGCUCGCUGCCCAGCUCAUCCUCCAUGUCCAUAGGUUCCCCCUCCGUUCCAUACCAUAUCUCCAUGCAAUCACAGCAACCCCCUCGUCCCGACUCGCCCAGCAGUAACAUGACCAUCCCCAAUAACCUCAAAUCCGCAUCUCAUCCCCUCGACCCCUACUCCUCUGCUGCACAAAGUAACAAUAUCAGCCACUCGAUGUAUAACAGCAUGAACAAUCUCCACAUUCCUCCCGACUACAACCCUCUAACUUCCGCGGAGCCCGAUGCUCUUAAUCUCCAGGCCAAGCUGAACGGGUUCGGCCCAGGCCCGUUUAACAGCAGGUCAUCCGUGUCGUUCAAUCCCUUCCCUCCUCGCAACCGUCCCAGCAACGUUCCCUUCCGCGACACGUCAGCGGCAUUCAACACUGUUGCGUACCAGCAGUCCGGGGACAUGUUUGCGCAAAGCCAGCAAGCUCAGGCCUCCGCGUUCGGAUUCGACACGAUGUCCCUUUCCGGUCGUGCACACGACUUCGCCACCGUGGGUGCUCAGAGCCCGUCGAGUUUGGGCGCUAACGGCACCACCCACAACAAGAUGUCUUUCUCGAUGGAUGGGUUCCGCCCGGGUCUGGAAAGUCUGCUGCAGUCGCAGCAGAUGAACCAACAGACGUCUCUGUCUGGGUCGCUUCCUCUCCAGCAGCAGGGCUCACAGCAGCCGUUCCAGGGACCAUACGGGAACGGCGCUCUCCCGUCGCAUACGCAGUUCGGGCCUACACUCCCCACCAGUACCGCUGGCACUGGAGCGGCUGCUGGGCAAGGGGGUGCGCUCACGGGAGGUCCGGGGAUGAAUCAUGUGAACGGGGCUGCCCAGAACCAUCAGCAGGAAGAGAUCUCCACCAUCUUCGUUGUUGGCUUCCCAGAGGAUAUGCAGGAACGUGAAUUCCAGAACAUGUUUACGUUCUCGGCUGGAUUCGAGGCGGCGACACUCAAAAUACCCAACAAAGAGUUCACCGCGUACGGAACGGGAACGAACGGUCCUUCGGGUCCCAAUGCGCGCAUGCAGUACCCAGGUUCCAAUGACCCGUACAACUUGGUGACCAUGAACCAGGGUGGUGUCGUCGUCGACGGUGGUCGAGAUGGUCAGACGACCUCGUGGCCUGCUGCCGCAGACGAUAGCCAUUUCAUCCCGUCUAAUCUGCCAGUGCAACCGCCCCGCAAGCAGAUCAUUGGCUUCGCGAAGUUCCGCAGUCGCCAGGAAGCACUGGAAGCACGUGACAUUCUUCAGGGACGCCGUGUUGACAUCGAGCGUGGCGCUGUGCUCAAGGCGGAAAUGGCGAAGAAGAAUUUGCACACGAAGCGAGGACCGGGCGUGCCGCCGGAAUCUGCGGGCUAUUCUGGUCUGAAUGGCCCUCCUGGUCUCGGUGCGAACACUGCCGUUGGUAACACCGAAGCGCUGGCUCAGCGCGAUCGAGAGCUCGGCGCCCUCGGUGCCAUGGGCAUCACUGGUCUUGGGCAACGCCGAGAGCGCUUGGGCGAUAGGCGUGUCGAGGACGAGCGCGAGCGGCGCCGUUCAGACAUGGGUCCAGUGGGAUCUCUCGGUGCCAUGGGCACUCGCGGCGCUCGCGAACGUGCAGAGGAAGAUGAACGAGAACGCGAACGGAAGCGCAAGGAACACCUUCGUCUGCGCGACAACUCUGACGCGUUCGAGGCGUUCCAUUCUGUGCCCCAGCAGAUGGCGCGCCAGAGCGUGAACUCGCUGCUCUCCGCUGAAAACGGUAUGAUGCCGAAUGGUUCUGGCUCGUCACUGCCGUCACCGCCGGCUAUGUCAAGUGUCCCGUCUCAAGGCGACGGUAUCAACGGUCUGAACAACGGGCCUUGGACCAGUCUCCGGGACGUCGGAGCUAGCGCUGCUUUGAGGAAGAUGUCUGCGCCUGUCUUCUCGACGACGACCCUGCCUGCUCGUCCUUCGUCGCCGCCGCAAUACUCCCCGCCAGCGAUGUUUGACUACCCGGCGGUGCAGAAUGGUAACGCGGGACCCGGCAAUCACGGCGCCCCAUUCUCGCCGCAGUCGAACUCGUCCUCGCUACCCGGCCAUCCUUCCCUUCCUACUCGUCCAAGGCCAUCAUCGCCUGGUACCGAACAACCCUUGCAACAGCCAGGUGGCGCCAUUGCAGGUGAGGCUGUCCCGUCUUCGCAGCCUCUCUCCAGUGCGUCGAGCGUCAGCAGCUCGCAGAACGGUCACGACGAAGAAUUGUCGCAUUCAGUGGCAGCCUUGGCUGUCAACACCGACUCGGGAAUGACGUCGCCUCAGCUCCCCUCGCCUGCUUCUGGUGCAAGCUCAGGACGAAACCCUGGUGACCAGAAUCCUCCGAUCAAUACGCUUUACGUCGGGAACUUGCCCACCUCGACUGCAGGCGGUCUGCCACUCAAUCAUCUGGAGGACCGUCUCAGGGAGUUGUUCUCGAAGAGGCCUGGUUACCGCAAGCUUUGCUUCAGACAGAAGAGCAAUGGGCCGAUGUGCUUCGUUGAGUUUGAGGAUGUCCACUAUGCCACCAGGGCUCUUCAGGAUCUUUAUGGCAACACUCUCAGUGGCUUAGUGAAGGGCGGCGGGAUCCGUCUUUCGUACAGCAAGAACCCAUUGGGCGUGCGUACGCCAACGAGUGCUGGUGGCACGAAUGGCUCAAGCAUGCAGCAACAACAAUCCUUUGCUGCGUCAUUCAGCGAGGCUUUCGCUGCGCACAGACAGGCCGAGAGUGAAGGUGCCCGUCCACGUCGUGAUACGUCCACGAUGACCUCGCCGACGGCCUCUUAUCAUUAUACGACAUCUCCGCCUCCUCCGCGCUUCGUGUCCCCGCCACCUUCGGGGCCAUUCUCGGCGCUGACGAGCCCCAACGGGACGUUCCCGAGAGCCAAUUCUCAGGGGUUCGGCAUGGCUCCGGGGAGCACGAACAUGUUUUCACCUUUCGGCAUUUCACCCACGCAUUCCACGAUACCCGACCAAUCCAAUGCUGACGGCAACCCUGAUUCCCUCUCGCACAACAUCACUCCCACUACCCCCAACCUAGAGCCCAGUCGCGCAGGCUGA